Messenger RNA from Apis mellifera (honey bee), 1617 nucleotides. Its product is annotated as uridine phosphorylase 1. Gene Ontology annotation, molecular function: uridine phosphorylase activity. Gene Ontology annotation, biological process: nucleotide catabolic process; uridine catabolic process. Bases 202 to 1305 code for a protein of 367 amino acids. Gene Ontology annotation, cellular component: cytosol; cytoplasm. Lineage: Eukaryota; Metazoa; Arthropoda; Insecta; Hymenoptera; Apidae. The record is from RefSeq and is a predicted model, not a curated record. The transcript has 6 exons.
GCAAAGAUUCUAUUCAGAGACCGGCACUGGUCGACAUCGUUCAGAGAGCUUUACUCUUGGCGAGAUUCCGACGUGUAAUCGUGCGAAGGUCGUGCAAUCACGCUUUUAUUCUUUUCAAAUUUUUCUUUUUUUCUCUGUCGUGUCAUUUCAAUAUUUUGCUUAGAGGAAUAUUUGUACUCGAUAUAUCGAAAAGUGAUCAAAAUGCCUACUUGCGCGUGUGAAAAUCGUAUCUUGGACGAGGAGAGUCACGAAUGUCAACUGAAACCGCCGAUUGAAAAUGACGAGGAAGAGACACAAGAAUAUGAUCCUGCAGUUAGAUACAGAGAUGGAUCCGUGCGACUUCGAAACCCAAACAUUGAGCUUAUGGAUCAAGAUAUACUAUAUCAUCUUGCUUUGGGCAGUGGUUCCCACGAUCUCGUUGAAAUGUUUGGAGAUGUCAAGUUUGUGUGUAUGGGAGGAACGCCAAAGCGUAUGGAACAAUUCGCUAAUUACAUAAUGAAGGAAAUAGGUCAUAAACUUCCAGCUGGAACAACACUUCUUGAUAUUAGCCAAUAUUCAUAUCGUUAUUCCAUGUAUAAAGUUGGACCGGUUCUUUCUAUUAGUCAUGGAAUGGGCAUACCAUCGGUUGGAAUUUUGCUUCACGAAGUGAUUAAGCUGAUGUACCAUGCAAAGGUGAAAGAUCCAAUAUUCUUCAGGAUUGGUACAUGCGGAGGAAUUGGCCUUGAAGGUGGCACUGUCGUCAUUUCUGAGGAAGCAGUCGAUGGAAUGCUGAAGUCUUAUUUGGAACUGCCUGUGCUUGGUAAAAUGGUAAGAAGACCUGCUAAACUAGAUAGACAAUUGGCUCGUGAUUUGAAGACACUAGCACAUCGUGACAAUCCUUAUGACACUAUAAUCGGUAAAACGAUGUGUACUUAUGACUUCUACGAAGGACAAGGGCGAAUGGACGGUGCAUUUUGCGAAUUCACGGAAAAUGAAAAAAUAGAGUACUUAAACAAGCUGCAUAAAGCUGGCGUAAUAAAUAUAGAAAUGGAGAGUCUUGCAUUUGCUGCUCUUACACAUCAUGCAGGCAUCAAAGCUGCUGUUGUUUGUGUAACAUUGAUAGAUCGAUUCAAAGGAGAUCAGGUAUUAGCACCAAAAGAAGUUCUGGACGAAUGGCAAAUAAGACCGCAAGAAUUAAUCGCACGCUAUAUAACGAGAUAUCUUCAACGAAAAGGCCGCCUUUCCUUAGAAGGUCAUGGAUCGAUGUGUGUCAAGAGUCCACGUCGGUUUAAAUUGGUACAACAGGAGUCGGAAAACUAUGAUUAAAUUCAGGAUAUGUCAAAUACAGGAAUUGCUAAGAAAAACCAAUAUCUUGUUAAGAGAAGAAUGUACUAUUAUAGUACAAUGAAAACGCACGGAUUUGUUAAUUCUAUCAACGAUUGAUGCACUGAUCAAACGUCCUUUUAUUCUUUUACGUAUGUUCAAGUAUCAUUGUCGUAUAAAAAAUUUAAUGAAAAUGUUUUAUCAUUUUUUUAUAAAAUUAAUUAUUAUUAUUUACUUCUUUAAUGCAAGUUUUGUACCAAAAAAGUAUUUCUUGAAAAGUAUUUAGAUAUAAAAAUAAAAUUUAAGUUAUAUAUU